UCAGCGGGGGGGCAAUUGACUAACCCGGUCAUCUGGGGGGAGGGUUGAUUGGACGUUGGGGGUGUUGGCUUGAACUGUGUGGAACCCCUUCAACCCAGGGCCCGUUUAGGCCUUCUGCUAAGGGCGGCCUUUGCCUUUAUUGUCGGGCCUGUAGGGCCUAACCCCCCACACACACCCAUUUUGGGGGCCUGCAUUGACUAGGCCUCCCUGGUGGGCUCGUGGGCCUCCCCUGCCGGGCCUAAGCUCCAUUUGGGGGCCUUUCAGUGGGGCUGGGCCUUACCACGGCUAGGUGGGGCAGGCGCUGUGACUCAUAGGCCUUCCUUGCCAGCGUAGGCCUCAGUCAGGCCUUGCGCCGGCCAGGUCACUCGUUUACGCACUUGAGGGCAGGGUACAGGCCCAUAAGCUUCAUCCUUUGGGACAUGGGCCCUAAGAAAGCCCCAGUUAAGAAAGCCCCAGUUAAAAAGGGUGGGAAGGCUCCAGCCAAGAAGGGUGGCAAGCCAACGCGGCCACCUAAGAGGCCAAACGCACCCGCCGAAUCCUCCUCCGACGAUGAGGGCGAUUUGGAACUGGGCGCCAUCAGGGCGUUUAUAGCACGGCUGCAGGCCCUUGAGAGGCAGCGCACCACUCUAGAGGGCGACGAGGCAGGCGGGGGGCCUUCGGGGGUGCCCCCACAUGCAAAAAAGUCAAACAGGGCGGAAAAGAAGGCAAAACUAAUGCAGGGCUUUGCUGACCGUCUAGCAGCUUUGGAGGCGGCGGCGGGAACUGCCCACGAGGAACCAGCGGGGAUCACGACACAACCGGCGGACUCAGGACCGGGAGACGGCAGGGACGACAAUGAUGCAGCGCUUCCGGAAGCUGGCACCUGGAGCCGCCAAGGAGCCCGAGCAGGUGCCCGAAUGGUUGUGGAACCUUGGGAUGUAGAGGCGUUUAGGGCCAUCCAAGCCUCCAUAGCGCCCAGGACACGGGUUGCCUACGACAAAAGGGUCAGGGCCUUUCUGCAGUUUAGAGCUCAGGUAGGAUUGGUCCAUGUGUGGCCUGUGCCGCCGGAACAGCUGAUGCAGUACCUGGUGCACCUCCGUGCCCAGGGGCUGGCGGUGAGCACCAUGGCCGGCCAUUUGGCUGCGCUGGCUUUCUUUGGGAAAGCAAGGGGCCUCCCCGACCAUUCUGGGGACUUCAGGGUCCGGCGCAUGCUGGAGGGCUGGGCGAGGGAGACGCCCGUGCAACCUGACCGACGUAGGCCGGUCACCCCAGAGGCGCUGCAGCUGGCACUGCGGCAACUUGCCGGGGUUUGUGCGUCUCCUUAUGAGGAGGUCCUGUUCAGGGCGGCAGCCUUGGUUGCUUUCUUCGGGGCCUUUAGGGUUGGAGAGAUGUUCCCCAGGAGCAGGCGCGGCCCCACGAGUAGGGUACUUCAAUUCAGUGACCUCACCGUGGGUGCUUCCCGGGUGGUACUGCACCUUAGGUUUUCAAAAACAGAUCAGAGAGGCAAGGGGCAGAGUGUUGCGCUGCAUGCCGCUGGCGACCCGGGCUUGUGCCCAGUCCGUGCACUGGAGGACUACACGGAGGCCAGGGGUUCAGCUAUGGGGUGCCUCUUUAUCCACGCUAAUGGGCGCCACGUGACCCAAUUCCAGUUUUGGGCGGUGAUGAGGAGAGCCUUUGUGGCGGCGGGGGUGCCUACCCAGGAUCUGGCCCCCCACUCCUUUCGGAUUGGGGCGGCUUCCAUGGCUGCUCGGAUGGGUUAUUCGGGCCCGGAAAUCCGGCGGCUGGGCAGGUGGCGGUCAGCGGCUUACCGCCGAUACGUGCGGUAGAUGGGCGCAUAAAUUCUGCCCCACCCCACCCCCACCCACGAACCAUUUAUUUGUGCCACUCCUAACGCUUUCUCCUCUUGCGCAGAGCCUCAGGCGGCUGGGCCGAGGGCGGCCGGGCAGCGCGCAAGAGUCCUCAUACUGGGCCAUUCCUUCAUUUUCUGGGCACGCAAGUGGGCGCAGAGCGCCGACCCUGGAACCCAGCUUGGUUUGGGGCGUUGGGCCACUGUGGAGUGGCUUGGCCGGCGGGGCAUGCGGAGGGCCCAGUUCCUGCCGAUGCUGCACGAGUUCCUGGAAGGGAAUCCUGUCCCGGAUGUCCUGCUGCUGCAUUUUGGAGGCAACGACCUGGUGGACCAGUCUGGCAUUUCGCUCUCAAGACAGAUUGCCCAGGACCUGGUGGUCGCCCUCUCCUGGUGCCCGGGGCUGGUGGUCAUCUGGUCUGACAUCACUCAGCGGCGAGUCUGGAGGGGGGCGGUGAAGCAGAACAAGGUAGAUAGGGCUAGGCGCGGGGUGAACGCGGCCAUGGCGCGCUUCAUCGCCUCAAAGGGGGGCGGGUGCAUCCCACACAACGACAUCGCGUUCUCGCUCCCCCAGUUAUUCAGGGGUGAUGGGGUGCACUUGUCCCCCCUUGGUAUGAGGUAUUUCUUAGACGAUCUGCGGCUGGGGUUGGCAACAGUGCUGUUAGGCCUGUGGGGUGGCGGGGCGUCAAGCUAGGCUGACGCCCGCUGUGGCGGGCACAGUGCGGAGGUGAGCGGCUGAUGCGGUGCGGCACCUUAGGUAAGCUUUAGCUGUAAGGUGGAGGGGCAGAUCCCUUGAGGCUUUACAGAUCAGGGAUGCUGCCUUGCUCCCACCUCCCUGCAACCGACACCCUUCCGUAUGGCUUUACAGCGUCGGACAGGUGAUGUAAAUUGCAGGGUCCUGACCUUAGGUCGGCAAUGAAGGGCGCCCCCUUCUGGAAGGUGGGCCGCCUGGAGCCGAGGUGUCUGUGCCAUGAGAUUCUAGGGCGGGGGUGGCCACGUGGUGCCCCCCCCAUCCGAGCCCGCACUGUUGCUGCUCUGAAUGCCAACCCCAGCUGCCGUGCCUGUGCAGGCACUGUCUUAAAACCUUGUACCCCUAAUAAAGUGACCAGUUCCUCCAUAAUA
This is a messenger RNA of Hemicordylus capensis (graceful crag lizard), 2944 nucleotides long. RefSeq lists its product as uncharacterized. The record is from RefSeq and is a predicted model, not a curated record. NCBI's taxonomy places the organism in Eukaryota, Metazoa, Chordata, Lepidosauria, Squamata, Cordylidae. The transcript is spliced from 2 exons. The coding region runs from base 420 to 1805 and encodes 461 amino acids. Gene Ontology annotation, molecular function: DNA binding. Gene Ontology annotation, biological process: DNA integration; DNA recombination.